This is a messenger RNA of Annulohypoxylon maeteangense, 1782 nucleotides long. RefSeq lists its product as uncharacterized. Lineage: Eukaryota; Fungi; Ascomycota; Sordariomycetes; Xylariales; Hypoxylaceae. The record is from RefSeq and is a predicted model, not a curated record. The transcript has 2 exons. The coding region runs from base 1 to 1782 and encodes 593 amino acids.
AUGGGAAUACAAACAGCUAUGCCUCCUAAUUCGUCACCUAGCAAUGGAAUGACAGGCCAUUCACCCAUACCUCAAAUAGAGAACAUAGUCAAGAAGGACAACCCAUUCAACUAUAUGCCAACCUUCAGCAAAUCUGGGAAGGCUGGGCAAACAACUAGACCACAAUCUUCCAUGCAAAGCCACAGUUUUCAGAUAAAAUUGAUCGAUCUCUGUACCGAGCAUCAGGGCACAUACUUCAAGUGUGAAGAUCUGGCCGAAUUCUGGGACAAAGUUUCGCAUUCAUUGGCUCUUGGAUCUUCUUUCCCUAUAACUAGGAACGACGUUGAGGGAUGGGUCGAAGAAAUUUGCCGCGAAGCAAAAGGGUCUUUGCUGCACAGAGAGAUAUUUCCGCAUCGCGCUGGCCGCGAAGAUCUUGAUAUUGCAAUCGAGGAUUGGCUCGAAAUCGAAGGUAGAAGGAGGUUCCAGCACGGCUUCUCGGAAAUGAUUAAGGGUUACCUACUUGCAUAUGGUCCUGAGGAGUCCGAAGAAGAAGAUCUUCUGACAUACUCUUGCUUGAAUAGGCUAAGAGAAAACAUGGAUAGAGUCAAGACCGCUAUGAGCGACAAAGGCGAGGCUAGCCGUAGGAAUGGCGCGAUCCUCAUACAUAAGGUAGAAUUACUCGCAUCGAUGCCAAGCAUAAAGUCGACGCAGCAGGCCUUGUCUCCAGAAGAGUUACAUGAUUAUACUGACGAUCAGUCACAUGAAAUCAGAUUUCCACCCCUUAUCCCUAACGCAGAUAUCCCAUCUGACCCCCCUCCAUUAAGCCACGCUGGAUCCCAAUAUCAGGUUGUUGGCCCUUCUAGCAUAACUGAGAGCGUUGGCAAUGGGUCACCAAACCUACCCUCAAGGCUAUCUGACGAGGUGGACGGUAGCCAAAGCCCCGCAAUCGAGCUCUUCUCAGAUCAGAAACUGCCUGGGACUUCAGUUCAUCUAAAGAGACCUCUGCAUGACCUUAGCGUCCAAGGCGAUCAUCAAUCGGUACCGGGAUUUCCAGCUAUUAAAAAGUCUGCCAUAGAAUUGGGUAGUACUGGGAAGCCAGAGAUAUCAAAGAAGAGAAAAGUUCAGAAGGGAAAGGGGGUUGACCGAUCUCGGCAGCUUUUGAGAAAAGAUAACAGUCUACCCAAUGCAAAUCUUAACAUACCGUCUACUCCAUGUUCGACUCAAGACCCAGUGGCAAUUGACGUCAGCCAGAAUACUCAAAACCAGCAGCAACCCGGGGCCGGCGAAGAAUUUCAUGUGAAUUCCCAUCUUGCUGGGCAAGAGUAUGCAAAUGCUUUAGCAGCAACUCCAUCAACAACGACACGGAAGGCCAGGAAAAAGAAAGGGACAGUCGAGAAGCAAACUCUGACGAAUAAGAAGCAUCUUAAGCAAACCAAUGAGACCAAUCACUCCGCUAUUCCAUCGCAAAGGGUGCCCCUCGACAGCCUCACCUGUAACAGCGAUAAGGGUCCGGCCCAGAAUCCGUUUGGCAAUGUCCCAGUCAUCGACUUAACACGAUCUCCAGAUCAAGAAGUCGUCAAACAAGAACUCGGACGGGCUACUGAAGGCUUAGAAGGACAAAUAAUUCGAUUGACGGCAAAUCUAAACGGGGUUGUGGGUCUUACACCUGAGAAGAUAAAGGAUAUCAUUGAUCGAAGCGUCUCGGCGAGAUUGAAUGACGCGGCGUACCAGAUCGUAGAAAGGUUUGAUAAGACCUUAGAAAAUAAGUUAAGUCAACUGAAAAAGACAUUGGAGGAGAGUUAA